AGAAACGAAGGGGCCAUAUGCAAUUUCCGGCGCGACGAAGACAACUGAACUGAGUGAAGGCUUCUCAUUAACGCCCAUUAAACUGCAUCGUUGUUUGUAGAGAUUGUCUAUAUCUGAAAUUAGACGCAAUAUGGCUGAGGCAAUUCAGAAGAAGUUACAGUCAGAGCUGGAAAAAUACCAAGGGAUACAAAAAGAUGUGAGUAAAAGCAUGUCUGCCAGACAAAAGCUUGAAGCGCAGCUCACUGAAAAUAACAUCGUCAAAGAGGAACUGGGUUUAUUAGAUGCUCAGAAUAUAGUCUACAAACUCAUCGGGCCUGUUUUGGUGAAGCAGGACCUUGAUGAAGCCAAAGCAACAGUGGCUAAGAGAUUGGAGUAUAUCAAUGGGGAGAUCCAACGUUAUGAAACCCUGCUGAAGGACAUGGAGCGGAAGUCGGAGCAGCACCGCGAGGUCCUCACAAGCCUCCAACAGGAGUAUCAGCGAGCACAGGGCCGCACAGUGGGGAAAGUCUGAUCCUUGGAUGUGGAUAGACAAGUGCAAUGGAUAAACCCAGAAGGAAAAACAAAGACUCCAAAUGUCAGAGGCUCAGAAACCACUGAGUCAGGUCUCACUCUUCUAUGGCCCUCAGAGACUCAUUGACUGACUGACUGACUGACCGACUGACACAUGCCCGCACGGUCACAGCAAACAAAACACAUAGUUUGAGAAGGAUCAUUUGUCAUUUCCAUGGUCUCCAAUAAAGUGCUGGCAUUGUUUUGUGGCAUUUAUUUUGGCUCAAGUUGUCAUAUUUCAAGCCCCAUAAUUUUGAAAUAUUUUUUUUAUUUUUUUACGCAAGAUUACCUUUUUUUUUAAAUUCCAUCUUUUACAGUUUGAAAAUAACAAAAGUAUCUAGCAACACCCCCUUUGGCAAGCAUCACAGUUUGAAAACGCUUUUUGUAACGCUUGUUGUCUUGCAUGCACUUCCCUUUUGAGGUCAAUCCACAGAUAGUCGAUGAUGUUUAGGUUGGGGGACUGUGGGCCAUGGCAACACCUUCAGCUUGCACUUCUUGAAGUAGUCCAAUGUGGAUUUUGAUGUGUGUGUAUAGGAUCAUUAAACUGCUUAAGUAGCCA
Messenger RNA from Clupea harengus (Atlantic herring), 1108 nucleotides. It is a transcript of the gene pfdn6, whose product is annotated as prefoldin subunit 6. Gene Ontology annotation, cellular component: prefoldin complex; cytoplasm. Gene Ontology annotation, molecular function: protein-folding chaperone binding. Lineage: Eukaryota; Metazoa; Chordata; Actinopteri; Clupeiformes; Clupeidae. The record is from RefSeq and is a predicted model, not a curated record. Gene Ontology annotation, biological process: protein folding; chaperone-mediated protein complex assembly.